Molecule: messenger RNA, 4946 nt
Organism: Vitrella brassicaformis
Lineage: Eukaryota; Vitrellaceae
Source: the annotation of a GenBank genome assembly
AAAAAACGCGGCGCCGUCGUCACUUGCAGGGCACUUGAACAAGGAAAGAGCAAGCUUCGUACAGUACAAACAGCUAGUCUCCCUCCGACAUGUUUGGCGAGGAGCCAUCGAGUGUGGGCAAGAGCCGCCGUGACAUUGUGUGGGAGCAGAAGCGGCAGCGGUACUUCGAGUCGAAAGGCCUCAACAGGCCGCCAGGAGCCGCCCCGCCAUUUUUUGACGGCCGCGGCUCUGUUGGGGCUGUUGGGGGUGGCGUGGAUUUGGGGGAGCGGAGACGGUCGAGGGACUACCUGUUUGAGCCACUCGAUGCAGGUGAAAAAAGGUCGAAACGACUGUCUGCAUGAAUCUAUGUGCUCUUUCGUCUCUCUCACUCUCUCUCUCUCUCUCUGUGUGUGUGUGUGUGUGUGUGUCUGUGUUUGUGUUAGCUCCCGUUCCUCCCCCACAGCAAGACCCCUUCCGGAAUCCUGUUCGGUUCAGUCCCAGCCCUCAGCAGCCCCUCUCAUCCCCUCCCCUCCCUCCCCCCUCUCCUUCCCAAGCCCCGCUACCGUCGUCAUUAGAAUUCCAACCUAUCUCACCACAGCAGCCGCCUGCAGGUACGCCCAUCUGUGUUUGUCAACAUGGAAGGCAUAGGUAUGGUUUGUCUGUGUGUGGUGCAGGUGGUCAUCGCACUCCGCCGUUGAUGGAUGUCCCUGCUGGGCAAGUUGGGCGGGACGAGAGGUAUAUGACGCCUCCGAGGCUGAGAAGGGUGGAUGAAGGCGAUCAGACGGCCGCACAAUCGCUGAGUGAGCUUCGCGGAGCAGCUGAAUCACUGAGUCCUCAUCUAAUCAGCUCUUGUUCCCAGGUCCGAGCCCUAGUGUUGGUGUUCUCCCAAUGGGUGGCGACAACGAUAGACAAAAGGUCGGUUGGGGAUCAACGCACACACACUACCUUUGCUUAUUUGCAUGCACAUUUCUUCUCUGCACAGAAGCUGUCAAAGCAGCAAGAGUAUGCGCGAGCACUGCAGCAGGUAUUCAUGCGGCAAUUUAGAAUUUCGCAUCAAUGACUUACAUCCCAUUUGCGUGUUUGUAGCAAAUGGAAGAGCAGCGAAAGGCAAGGGAAGCCGAGAAGCAAAUGCGGAGAGCAUCGCCACCGAGUAAGACAGACACAGCACACAACAACAACAUGCACUCUCCGUAUGAUCGUUGCUUCCAUCAGCCACACAUCUCCCCCCCGUAGCAGCUGCCCGGCACAGCACCCCUCCCCCAUCCAACCCCCUCCUCGGCGAGGCGUCCGAGCGCCCCACAGCCCGACCUCUGGGCUCAAGACACAGCCCUCAGCUGGACCAGAGGCCCGAGUCACACCCUCCGCCACUGCGGAUGGAAAGGAGGGGCAGAGUGACAGAUGAAGAUAUGGGGGACGGAAUUCCACCGGCGAGGGCGCAUAGCUUGGGGCCUCCCGUGUACGGCGCCGGCGAUGGUGUGCAGAAUCCGUAUGCGCCGAUCCCGCCGAUGUAUGGGUAUGGCGGCGCCCCGCCCCCUCCCGGACCGUACUAUCCGCCUUAUCCGUAUUAUCCGCCGCCCUUUCCGCCGUACUACCCCCCGAUGCCUCCACAGGCAGCCGUCAGCCCCCCUGGUGCAUAUGGUAAGUCGGUCACAAUGACACACCUCUGUUAAUCGUUGCUGAUCACGAUUUGCAUUGCAGGAACUCCCCCUGCCCCCGUCCCCACCUACCCAUCACCACAAAGAGCGAGCGAGCCAUCGGCUGCCCCCCAAGUGCCUCCCUCCCUCUAUGGAAAUGCCUCAUUUGCCAUGCAGCCACCACCUCCAGCGAAGAAAGCCAAAGAGCUGCACACGACCAAGGAGAAGAAGAUGAUCGGCCCUAAUGGAGGGGGCAUCGUGGGUGCGGGUGACUGGGGCAGUGGGCUGUUCUCUGGGCUUGGACAGGAGACGGCUGAGAGCAAAAGGGCCAAGAAGCAUCAGGAGUACAUGGCAGAACUGGAGAGGCAGAUCAAGGAGAAGGUGAAUACGAGAUGGCAAAUGACAGAGGGAGGACUGUGCAAUUGUGGUCUGUAUUCGGAGUGCAGGAGGCGAGGAAGCGUGAAGAACAGGAGAGGGCGAGAGAAGAGGAGAGACGCGAGGAGGAGAAAAUACAGAGGUGCCUCAUUGCAGCAUCUACGUGGGAUGGGAGACAAGGCUUUCGCGCACUUUGAAAAUUCUGUUGGUCGAUUCAGGGACAUUCAGAUGUUGCAGCGUCGCGGCAGCUCGGAGCGGCUGAAACACAUGGCACAGGCAGAGGUGAAAUGCCACAGACACGUCACACAUGCAUGCAGACAUCUUGGUGUCCGUCGAUUGCAGUCCCCUUCUCCCCAAUUUGGUCUGCCUCCCCGAUCGUCUUCACCCAAGCCACCAUCACCCUUUCCCGACGCGCCACCGCCUCCCGUGUCGAAGCGUGAUUUGCACAGGGUAGUCGAGGCACAUAAUCAAAGAUACGUCCAGGGAAUUCAUUUGCAUUUGCGGCUUUUUCAGCCGAAGAAAAUUAUCGAUAUCGAUGGAGAGAGGCAGACGGCGGCAGUGAGGGAUCCUUCAAGGUGCGCUUUUUUCCGCUGAUGCCUCACGUCAGCAUACCUGCCUGGGUAUGUUGUCUCUUCUAUCAGGUGGGGUGGCUUCGCCUCAGCGCCUGACGCAACACCCGUCCCGGCCCCCUCCCAUGACGACGAUGCGCCUGUGGGUUUCGGAGGGGGCAGAAAUAGGAGGUAUGCGCCAAUCGAAUGUGGGCAAAGCACAAGUUUUGUGUAUCUAUGGACGCUUCAGAGGCCGUCCUUCCGUUGACAGUCCCCAGCCUGUAGAAGCACCUCCUGUCUCCUCCGCGAAAGAGGAACGACAGGAAGAACAGUCGCAAAUGGAGACCAGGUCAGAGACAGAGACUGCAAAGAGCCAUCCAUGUGCUUUGCAUGAAAGCAUCAAUGUGCGUCGCUAUACCAGGAGGGCCCCCCGUGCUGGCAGCCGUCAGCGGCAUCGAGACAAGUCGCUGCCGCCAGACAUCCGCAGCCAGCCAAGAAGCCCCAAUGGAAGGUAAGUGGCUUUAACAUAAGCCUUGCCUCCCCUCCUUUAGAAGCCUUGCCUGUGUGCAUCCCAGGGCUCUUACCAAGCGCACGACGCAUGAACGAUUCUCUGCUGCCCCCCCGAGUAACAACGAUGUGUUUCGUGCUGCGAGCGAGUCGCUCGACAUUGAGCUGCGAAGGCUGCAGUCUGACUUCAAGCGGCAGCAUGACGAGAUGAAGCAGCAUAUACAGGCCAUACAAGAGGUUAGUGACAGCUGUGGUAGUGGAGAAGACCGCUGCCUGAAAGCGGUCCGUGGCUGUCUUUAGGAGUCUCGCAGAGCGCAAGAGUCGCACAUGAGGGAGAUCCACAAGGAGGUACGCAGAACCCGCAAACGUGUGUCACGUCGGCAGCGCCUGAUGCCUGUGGCACUUUUGCUCUUCAGUUCACGUCCAUCAAGUCCCAAAUCGACCGCAAUCGGCAGCAAACGGACCUGUUUUCCGCCCUCGCACGGACACCAAGCCAGCCCGCAUACACACAGCCGCCCUCGCCUCCCACCAUGCACCCGAUUCAGUCUCAAUCAGUGCUUCCCCCGCCCCCCUUCUCUGCCGAGGGCCAGGCGAGGUCAGUCAAAGACGAGAGUGGCAGUGGGGUGCACCCCAGCGGCAUUGUCAUGAGCGACUCCCUUAUGAGCGGCUCGUCGAUGGUUCUGCUCCCGACUGAAUCCAAGUUGCAGUACUUGUCCGAAAAAGAGCUCAGAGGUGAGAGAGGGCCGCUGACGUACAGCACAUGUCUCGUCGUCACUGUGUCACAUGAUGUCAGAUCGAUCGUUCACCAAUGGCGGGCGCUCGUCGGUUGUGUCUCGUGAUUCCUUCAUUCGUUCGUCGCCGUUGAGACUUGCUGGCUCUCACGCCAUCGAGGCCUACACAGGGGGACGGGCCAAGUAUGAGCCCUUAGUGACGGACGGUGCAGAUCGGCUUGAGUUGACAAGCGAGUGGGGAGGAGACACAGCGACCGGUGAGCUGUCCAAAGGAAGCUUGUAAGGUUGCAGGCAGGGACAAGAGAGGGUGUUGGUCAUUUGUUUGCAGCUCACAUGAAGGAGCUGUACCGGCGAAACAUGCGCAAGAUAGAGGAGCUGCGAAAGCUGGAACAGCUGCUCAGGCAGAAGCAGCAAGUCGACCUCGGCACCGGCGAAGACAAAGCUCCCUCUCUGAACAAUGUGAUCAACGCAAAAACACAGCAAGAAGAACAGGACGAUGCUAGGCCACCGCCACGAAAAUACACGUCAGUGCGUGGCUUCAAGAGAUGACCUGUGCCUCUUGUCCCUGCCUGACCUGCUGUUCGUGUCUCUGCAGAUUUGAUGUGCCUCCAACUGCCCUCAUUCUCGAGAACCGCACACGCAGGAAGCCCUCAAGCGCUGAGGCCAACAUGAGACGCGAGAGACGCCUGCUGCCGCCGAGAGGUCGCUCGUCGAUCAAAUCUGCCGCCGCUGGCUUGAUGCACCUAGAAGGGUGUGAGCCUCCGGCCGUCUCCCGUCCGGAUCAUCCCUUCGCUGCGUCGGCGAACUUCUUCAUGACAAGCGGUCUGGAAGAAUGCUCUCUUUCCGGCAAGGCGGAAUUCGUACCGAUCGAGCAGCUGGAGGGCACGUACAGCUUUCGUUUUGACGAGAGUCAUGAACUGGAAGAGAGCGUCCCUCGAGAGCCGCCGACGCCCAUGCCCCUGCCGGAAGAGGGGGGGGACACUGGAUGACAGCGAAUCUUGUGAUACGCAACAGGUGAUUGAGUCGAUGAAUGACGAGCUCAAGGCGACACUUGGCGGCGAUGGCCACGACUGAGCUUUUGCAUGCACUGAUUCUCUUUGUGACUAGAGCCGCAUCGUCAUUGCAGUUCAGCUGUUGUGGACAUUUGUCGUACGAUGAUGCAUGUUCAUCAC